Erpetoichthys calabaricus (reedfish) is the source of this 948-nucleotide messenger RNA. RefSeq names its product chromosome 5 C4orf33 homolog (gene c5h4orf33). Bases 123 to 716 code for a protein of 197 amino acids. The record is from RefSeq and is a predicted model, not a curated record. The transcript is spliced from 6 exons. Lineage: Eukaryota; Metazoa; Chordata; Cladistia; Polypteriformes; Polypteridae.
ACACUUCUGUGGCGUUCCUUCCUACUUCUGUGCUACUUGGCGAAAACUAGCCGAGUGUACUUAUUACAGGUGAGAUGGCGUGCCUUCUGUCCGCUUUGGGAAGGAGCAGAGAGACGUGAGCAAUGAUGGAAUAUUCUAUUGCACAUACAUGGGACAGCAUACCAGUUAAUCAUAACCCUGUAACCAUACAUUUACAACCAGGAGAUGGUGGCCUGCUAAUGGAAGUGCGUGGGCCAUUUUUUAAUGACCCCCCAGCCCCAGCUGGCCCUCCAGGGGAGCCUUUUGAUAAACUCUGGGAUUAUGAAGUUGCUGAGGCAUUCUUUUUAAAUAGUACUACAGAGAAAUAUUUAGAGGUCGAGGUUUGUCCUCAUGGCCAGCAUUUGAUAUUACUCUUGCAUGGCAGAGGAAAUGCUUGGAAAAGAGGAUUGAGUUUAAAAUAUGAAGCUUCCAUUGAGGGAAAUGAAUGGCACGGAAAAGCACUUCUUCCAUGGAGGUACUUUCCUCCUGGUGUGAAUAAAAUGAACUUGUAUGCAAUUCAUGGAUCUGACCCUAGAAGAACUUAUGAAGCACUUUAUCCAGUUCCAAGGGAGGACCUCAAACCAGGACAAGGGCCAAAUUUCCAUCUUCUGGAAUACUUCCAAAAUUUCAAUCUGAAGGACAUAAUGGGAAAUGAUUUUCUACAGCCUGAUUCGGACCUGUGGAGCACAUGCUGCUGAUUAGCUAGAAUAUUGCUUAUGAGUACUGCAUAGUAAUAAUCCUUAAGCACUUCUACAUUUCAUGAAGGAGCGAUACUUUGAAUCAUUACAUUAGAUUAUUGAAGCUGUAGUGCUGAUGAAACACCUCUCAUAUUCAGUUGAGUAAUUAUGGUUUUGUCAAGUAUCUUCAGCCAUUCAAUAAUACAUUAUUUAGAACAUUCUCUUGAUUAAAAAAUAAAAUUUGAAAAACAUA